GCCCGAGACUUCAACGUCAUCAAAGAACAACUGCGCGUUCAAGGUACUCAUGCACAUAUAGACACCCCAGGGCAACAAAGCAAUUGGCUGGGGUCAAACGAGAAAACAGACCUUAGCAAAGAGUUGUUACUUUAUACGACUUCAUACAAAAGCCUGGCCUUCUGGUGACAUCCCGUCUGGCCACGUGAGGAACCCCUGCCGAUGCUGGGUCCAAUGGCCUCAUCUUCACCCUUAUCCUUCAACAGCACAUCAUGACGAGGUCUGAGCCGCUGACCUCGUUGGCCUUGGGUCGGUCUCCUUACGAUGAUGUAGUACAAGGAGAGGGUCCCCACGACCCCCGUUUGCCUGCUCAGGCCUAUGACGAACGCGGCAGACCCAUCAACCCCGAAGCUAGGCGCCUUAACAGAGAGCUGAUCCGGGCGCACAACGAAGUCAUGCACGCUAUUGGCGUCGCCGAGCCCGAGGAUGGCGGUGCCGAAAGGCUGGCUGCCGAGGUGGAGCGGUUAAAGGCUAAAGCCAACGCAGACCACAUAGGCUCAUGCAUGCACUACGUCGGGAUCCAUGCCCUUAAUGGAGGUAGUCUAGGAAUCGACGGUGUCAAGAGUCGCAUGCUGGCUUAUAAACGAUACGGGGAUGUCCCUCUGGCAGACCUCUACUAUUACGAGCGCAGCCAAAGAUCUCUCUUUGCCCUUUUGUUUCCUGGGCUUCCCUGCUUCAUCGCAGAUGAAUUAAUUAAUUAUGUUCGCUUUGAGACAUUUUCUCAUGUCAAGUCUUCUGUUUUAGACGCAAUAAUAGUAUACAUACGAGCUCACCUGCAUAUUUUUAUGCCCGUCCAAUCUCUCGGCCUCGCUCCCAGAAACGCAUGGUUCCCCGGACUGUCAUUCUUCCUCUUCUUCUCAGAUGAGUCUCCAGUAGCAAAACCGCCGCCUUUGCGCUCGCUUCAGCCAAGGGACAUCAUCAGCUGGCUCGGUGGAGUGGCCAUAAGCUUCGCGCCGCUCGUGGCCCACCAGCUGACCGGGCGGUUGCAAGACAUCAUGGGCCUUUUCGUGGGCUACACAUUCUACCGCCUGCUGCCAAAGCCGAGCAGGGAAGACGAGAUGCGCAGCGCCGCAUACUACUCGCCCCGGCCGGAACAGACGAGCGCCCCUGAGCAGACCCCGCUGCUCUCGCACCUGAGGGAAAACCUUCACCGGCCCAGGCGGACAUCCGACGGCGUCCCGAGGCCAGAGAGCGUCGUCCUCGGGGGAGAAGGCGGCGCGGGUCAGAGCCAGGCCCCACAUGCCGCCAUCCGCCGGCAGAGCACGUUCUCAUCGGUGCCGGCUGCGGAGGACUAUGACAGCGACGAGGACGACGAAGAGGGCACGGAGCGCGUCUUUGCUACGCUGGUACACGUGGAUAGGGACCCGGACGAACUCGCGUCGGACGGACCACCGGGCGUCUGGUCGGCCGAGCUGCGGCCCAACGCCCCGACAGAAGGCAGCGUGCGAGGCGGCGACGGGCCAAACGGCGACCACCGCGGCGUGCGCUACAACACUAACCUGCACACCCUCUUCCCGGCCCGGCUGGCGUCCGACAUCUUCCAGAGGGCCGUCGUCACCUGCCUCCUCACGCCGCUCCAGGCUGUCACCAUCAGGUUGCUGGCGCGGAGCUAUAUCGGCCGUCGGCCGGGCGGUGCCGAGGCUCUGCCGGGGGUUUUUGGCAUCUCACCGUUCAGCGACCUGUCGUGGAGGGGAGUUGGGCGCCUGGUGAUCUUGGACAUGGUGGCGUUUUUGAUCCAGGCCGAGAUCUGGUCGGUCAUGGCCCUGGUGUCCGAGUGUCUUCGGGAGGAGGAGCCUGAGAAUUAGGAAGUCUGGUUGCCUUGGUAGAUGUGUACGAACGUGUCCUCGUGGGAGGUUCAGUGGUGUAAUAGCAUCUAAUUAGCGUAGAAACAUUUGCAUUCACAAUGGUGGAAAACAAAUGGGUUGGGAGGAAUACCUUGUUUUUGAUGUAUGCCGCUGCAGUAUAUGUGUCUUUUGCUAUCCUUUCGCCCUGUUGUCGUUAUAU
Messenger RNA from Pyricularia oryzae 70-15, 2043 nucleotides. RefSeq lists its product as uncharacterized. The record is from RefSeq and is a predicted model, not a curated record. The transcript has 4 exons. Bases 252 to 1844 code for a protein of 530 amino acids. Lineage: Eukaryota; Fungi; Ascomycota; Sordariomycetes; Magnaporthales; Pyriculariaceae.